Messenger RNA from Malania oleifera, 1375 nucleotides. RefSeq names its product reticulon-like protein B12. The record is from RefSeq and is a predicted model, not a curated record. The transcript has 4 exons. The coding region runs from base 376 to 1005 and encodes 209 amino acids. Lineage: Eukaryota; Viridiplantae; Streptophyta; Magnoliopsida; Santalales; Ximeniaceae.
CGUGCAGGGGAGGAGCAGUCAGCCAUGGAAUAACCAGGAAAUGAAUGAAUGAAUUUCUUAUUAUUUUCACUCUUUUUCCUUCUCCUCUCUAUUUUAUUCACUUUUUUUUGGGUGGGGGAGAGAAAACACAAGAGAGAGAAAGAAGAGAAGAGACGGCAAUGAGUGGUUUUACCUUUUAGGCUGGAACCUGAGACCACCAAACUCAACUUUCAAUGCAUCCAUUCUUUACAUUCAAGCAACUACAUUAUAUGGACGAAGGCCAGCGGAAAGGCUAAUGCUUUAUUUUCGUCGGAUCAUCUCAAAUCUGCAGAGGUUUUGAUGGUGGAAGAGAUCUUAGUUUGAGUUCUUGCAGACUCUGUUCUCGUAUUCUUCAAUAUGGGUUCAUCGGAUCGUUUGUUUAACAGGCAGAGAACUAUUCAUGAGCUCCUCGGAGGUGGAAUUGUUGCAGAUGUGAUGCUGUGGAGGAGAAAGAAUCUGACUCUGGGUAUACUACUAGUAACACUCGCUGCUUGGGUGGUGUUCGAGAGAUCUGGUUAUACCCUGCUGUCACUGAUUUCUAGAGUUCUCCUGCUCUUAGUUGUCAUUCUUUUUCUUUGGGCCAAAUCCGCAGCCAUUCUUAAUAGACCUGCUCCACCUCUACCAGAUUUGUAUCUGCCAGAAGAAAUUGUAAAUGAAGUUGCAGCUUUCAUCCGAAAUCGCACAAAUGCCUUUCUCUCAGUCUCCCAGGAUAUUGCCCUGGGUAAGGAUUCAAAGAUGUUCUGUAAAGUAGCUGCAUGCCUGUGGCUGAUUUCUUUUGUUGGUGGCUUGACUGACUUCCUUACUUUGGGCUACACCGGCCUUGUCAUUGUUCUCACAGUUCCAGCACUCUAUGAGAGGUAUGAAGAUCAUAUUGACAGACAUGUGAUGCUGGGUUACUGCAAACUACAGCAACUGUAUGUGAGAUUAGACGUGGAGUGUUUCGGCAAGAUUAGAAAGUGGAUCUUGGAAAAAAGAAAACUAAGCUGACCCCUUUAUUAUCUAUUUGCUGUUGGAAAGUGGGUAUAGAGUUGGCCUGAUACAGCCGUUGUGAGGUGUGGAAGAGUGGAGAUUGCAAAUUUUGAAAUACUUUUCUUCCCUUUUGUGAUAUAUCGCUUGGAUGCCCAAAGUUUUGGAUUUUUAGCUGGAGAACCUGAAGGAGUCCAUCCCUGCGCCGUGCUUAGAGGGGAAAUUAGGAGAGUGUUGAUUUUGUGAUGGCGGUUGUGUAAGCUUGUCCCCCUGAACAUUUAUGCUAGUAAGAUAUGUCUUGGCUCUCAAAACUGCAAUGCCAUUCCAACUUUUGAUUCCGCAGAUAAUUUGUAUAAUAAAAUUGGGUAAAAACACAUUUUGGUUUGUCAAA